AUGUCUGUGAUUCUAGCGUCAGCAGGUUAUGAUCAUACCAUAAGGUUUUGGGAUGCAUUAACGGGUGUCUGCUCAAGAACAAUUCAACAUCCAGAUUCACAAGUAAAUAGAUUGGAAAUCACAUCAGACAAGCGAUACCUUGCAGCUGCUGGUAAUUUAUACGUCAAACUUUAUGAUAUACGGCAGAAUGGUUCAUCUGGCAAUGGAGGUUCUAACAACGUUUCAAAUGGAGGUACUACAAGUAAUCAACAAGGAUCUGCAUCAUCUAAUAACAACAACAAUAAUUCUAAUAAUAAUCCAGUGAUGACAUUUGAAGGUCAUACUACAAAUGUUACAUCAUUGGCAUUCCAAGCAGAUAAUAAAUGGAUGGUUACAUCUAGUGAGGAUGGAACUGUUAAAGUUUGGGAUGUUAGAUCUCCAUCUGUACAAAGAAAUUAUAAACAUAAUUGUCCAGUAAAUGAAGUUGUAAUACAUCCAAAUCAAGGUGAAUUAAUAAGUUGUGAUCAAGAUGGAAAUAUAAGAGUUUGGGAUUUAGGAGAAAAUCAAUGUACUCAUCAUUUAAUACCUGAAGAUGAUGUACCUAUAAAUUCUUUAAGUGUAGCAAGUGAUGGAUCAAUGUUAGUUGCAGGAAAUAAUAAGGGGAAUUGUUAUGUAUGGAAGAUGCAAAAUCAAAAAGAUUUAACAUCUUUAACACCUGUUACUAAAUUUAGAUCACAUCUGAAAUAUAUUACAAGAGUCUUGUUAAGUACAGAUAUGAAACAUUUAGCUACAUGUUCUGCAGAUCAUACUGCUAGAAUUUGGUCAACUGAACAAAAUUUUGCAUUAGAAACUACAUUACAAGGACAUCAAAGAUGGGUUUGGGAUUGUGCAUUUAGUGCAGAUAGUGCAUAUUUAGUUACUGCUUGUUCUGAUCAUUAUGUUAGAUUAUGGGAUUUAUCAAAUAGUGAAACUGUAAGACAAUAUAAUGGACAUCAUAAAGGAGCUGUUUGUGUUGCAUUAAAUGAUGUAUGA
Molecule: messenger RNA, 1011 nt
Organism: Lodderomyces pseudojiufengensis
Lineage: Eukaryota; Fungi; Ascomycota; Pichiomycetes; Serinales; Debaryomycetaceae
Product: TOR complex subunit
Exons: 1
Coding region: 1-1011 (336 amino acids)
Biological process (GO): regulation of actin cytoskeleton organization; TOR signaling
Cellular component (GO): TORC1 complex; TORC2 complex
Molecular function (GO): protein binding
Source: RefSeq, a predicted model, not a curated record